AUGGUAUUAAAAUCUACAUCUGCUAGUGAUAUAUCCGUGUAUCAAGUUUCUGGUACAAACGUAUCUCGUUCCUUACCAGAUUGGAUUGCUAAAAAACGUAAAAGAUCUUUGAAAAAUGAUCUAGAAUAUCAAAAUAGAGUUGAAUUAAUUCAAGAUUUUGAAUUUAGUGAAGCUUCGAACAAGAUUAAAGUAACUCCAGACCAACAGUAUGUUAUGGCCACAGGUACUUACAAACCUCAAAUCCAUCUGUAUGAUUUUGAAAAUUUGUCACUAAAAUUUGAUAGACAUACCGAUGCAGAAAAUGUGGAUUUCUUAUUUUUAUCUGAUGAUUGGACCAAGAGUGUACAUUUGCAAAAUGAUAGAUCCAUUCAAUUUCAGAAUAAAGGUGGUCUUCACUAUACCACGCGUAUCCCCAAGUUUGGUAGAAGCAUUAGUUAUAAUAAAGUUAAUUGUGACAUCUAUGUAGGUGCCAGUAGUAACGAACUUUAUAGAUUAAAUUUGGACCAAGGUAGAUUUUUGAAUCCUUUUAAGUUAGACUCAGAAGGUGUAAAUCACGUUACAUGUAAUGAUAUCAACGGGUUGGUCUCAGUGUCUAUGGAGAAGAAUAUUGUGGAAUUUUGGGAUCCAAGAGCCCGUUCCAAAGUAGCUAAAUUAUUUUUAGAAAAUCCAUUCGAUAAUAGUCCAUUUCAAGUAACUACAUCUAGUUUCCGUCAGGAUGGUUUGAAUUUUGCAUGUGGUACAUCUAAUGGUUACACAUAUCUUUAUGAUUUGCGUACAUCUGAACCAUUGAAAACCAAGGAUCAAGGUUAUGGAUUUGAUAUAAAAAAGAUUAUUUGGUUAGAUAAUGUAGGUGUAGAGAAUAAAAUACUUACCUGUGAUAAAAGAAUUGCCAAAAUUUGGGAUAGAUUGGAUGGUACAGCCUAUGCAUCUAUGGAACCAAGUGUUGAUAUUAAUGAUAUCGAACAUAUUCCAGGUACAGGUAUGUUUUUCACCGCAAAUGAAGGUAUCCCAAUGCAUACAUAUUAUAUCCCACAUCUGGGCCCAUCCCCAAAAUGGUGUUCCUUCUUAGAUUCCAUUACUGAAGAAUUAGAGGAGAAACCAAGUGAUUCUGUCUAUUCCAAUUACAGAUUUAUCACUAAAGAUGAUGUUAAUAAAUUAAAUAUUAGACAUCUUGUUGGCUCUAAAGUUCUUAGAGCAUAUAUGCAUGGUUAUUUCAUAAAUACGGAAUUAUAUGAUAAGGUUGCUUUGAUCUCUAAUCCAAAUGCAUUCAAAGAUGAAAGAGAGAGAGAAAUUCGGCGUAGAAUUGAAAAGGAAAGAGAAUCUAGAAUUAGAACUUCAGGUGCAGUACAGAAACCAAAGAUUAAAGUCAAUAAGAAUCUUGUUGAAAAAUUAUCGCAAAAACGUGGAGACUCUGUGGCUAGUAAGGUUAUUGAAGAUGACCGUUUCAAAGAAAUGUUUGAGGAUGAAGAUUUCCAAGUUGACGAAGAAUCUUAUGAUUACAAACAGUUGAAUCCAGUUAAAUCUUCAAAGGAGACUGAUGAAGGUGCAGCUAAACGCAUUAGAGCAUUGACUGCUGCUGAAGAAUCUGAUGAGGAAAGAAUUGCUAUAAAAGAAGGAAGAGAUGAGGAUUCUGAAGAUGAAAGUGAUGAAGAAGAUGAGGGAGACGAAGAAAAUGAAAGUGAUGAAUUAGAUGAACAAACAAAGAGAAAAAUACAGAAACAAACUGCAGCAUUAGAACGUAGAAAAAGAGAGAAGGAAGCCUCAGAGAAAUUUAUGACUCAAUUAAGUGUCUCUAAUUCUGUUUUUAACAGUAAAGUUAAUGAGGGUAUAGAGAAGAAGGUUACAUUUGGGGAUCAAGUUACAAAGCUCAAUAAAGAAAAGCUUGCUAAGAAGAAUGAUACCUCUGUGUUACAUCGUAAUCAUCGUGGGGAAGCUGAACUUACAUUUAUUCCAAAGAAGAGGGAAAGAAAACAGAAAGUCAAGAAACACUCUGAUAUAGAUAGUUCAGAUGAUGAAUCCAAGAAGGAUAAUGGUAGAACUAAACAAAGAUAUACAGGAAGAAGAAGUGCUAGUAAAAAUACCUUCCGUGGUAUGUAA
Arxiozyma heterogenica is the source of this 2097-nucleotide messenger RNA. RefSeq names its product ribosome biosynthesis protein ENP2 (gene ENP2). The record is from RefSeq and is a predicted model, not a curated record. The transcript has a single exon. Gene Ontology annotation, biological process: maturation of SSU-rRNA from tricistronic rRNA transcript (SSU-rRNA, 5.8S rRNA, LSU-rRNA). NCBI's taxonomy places the organism in Eukaryota, Fungi, Ascomycota, Saccharomycetes, Saccharomycetales, Saccharomycetaceae. The coding region runs from base 1 to 2097 and encodes 698 amino acids. Gene Ontology annotation, molecular function: protein binding. Gene Ontology annotation, cellular component: nucleolus; small-subunit processome; nucleus.